Molecule: messenger RNA, 461 nt
Organism: Orbicella faveolata
Lineage: Eukaryota; Metazoa; Cnidaria; Anthozoa; Scleractinia; Merulinidae
Product: lactadherin-like
Source: RefSeq, a predicted model, not a curated record
ACCCGAUGUCUUUUUCUUUCUAUAGGCGAUAUGCAAGCUCUUGGUAUGGAAAGCGGUGCCAUUGCAGACUCGCAAUUAACUGCUUCUUCAGAAUAUGACAAUAGAUACAGCCCCAAGCGAGCGAGAUUGUAUACCAAGGACUGGGCAAUUCCCGGAAUCGGAUUAGGGCCUGGCGCCUGGGCAAGUUUGACGAGUGAUUCGAACCAAUGGCUUCAAGUUGAUCUUGGUAAAAUCACGCCUGUCACACACGUGGCUACACAGGGAAGGAAUUCCUACUCUCCUGGACAGUGGGUAACGAAGUACAAGUUGCAGUUCAGCGACGAUGGAGCAUCAUUCUUGUUUUACAAGAGACAAGGAGAAUCUUCAGACGCGGUAAAUAGAAAUAUUAUAUUAACAGCAGUCUCAACUUAGCCCGAAAUAUCUAUAUAUGUUAUUUGCCGGCUGGGAGGUCCGUGUGGUGA